Molecule: messenger RNA, 2706 nt
Organism: Dicentrarchus labrax (European seabass)
Lineage: Eukaryota; Metazoa; Chordata; Actinopteri; Moronidae
Gene: ftr82
Product: finTRIM family, member 82
Exons: 7
Coding region: 161-1885 (574 amino acids)
Molecular function (GO): protein binding; zinc ion binding
Source: RefSeq, a predicted model, not a curated record
AUAACCUCUGGAAUUCAGAAAUACAAGUAGGUCCUGUCUCUUGCAGGCUGUACCACACUCUUGAGGGCGGGCUCCCAGGCACACUCGACGGAAUCUCUAUCUGCUCUUGGCACUCUCUGUCUUUUUUCCACAGGUCUGACUGUGUUUUGAGCCCAUCACAAUGGCUGAUCACACUUCUCCAGAUUAUUUCAGCUGCUCCCUGUGUCUGAACCUUCUGAGGGACCCUGUGGCUAUCCCCUGUGGCCACAGUUUCUGUAUGGACUGCAUCAGUGGCUACUGGAAUGAGGCUGACUACACAGGGAUUUACAUUUGCCCCCAGUGUAAGAUCACAUUCACCCAGAGGCCUGUACUGCGGCCCAACGCCACUCUGAGCAUGGUGGCUGAGAAGAUCAAGAAGAGUGGUUUGACCCUCAACCUCAACACGUCCCAGGGGAACCUCUACGCCGGGCCGAGUGACGUCCCCUGUGACUUCUGCUCUGGAAAGAAAUUAAAGGCUGUGAAGUCCUGUCUCAACUGUCUGGCGUCCUACUGCGAGAAGCACCUGAAGCCACACUAUGAAUCAGCCACAUUCAAAAGGCACAAGCUUGUGGACGAGCUGGGAAACCUGGACAGGAAGAUCUGUCCGCAGCACCAGAAGUCACUGGAGCUCUUCUGCCGAACAGACCAGAUGUGUAUCUGUGCUAUCUGCACAGUAAGUGAACACAGGGGCCAUGACAUUGUCUCUGCUGAGGCAGAAAGGGGUGAGAAGCAGAAACUGUUGGGAAUCUCUCAAGCGGAGAUUAGACAGAAAUGCCAGGAGAGGAUGAAGGAGCUGGAGGAGCUGAAGACUGCUGUGGAUUCACUGAAGAACUCGGCCCAGAGAGCCAUGGUGGACAGCCAGAAGAUGUUUGAGGACAUGAUCCGCUCCAUUGAGAGGAUGAGGUCAGAGGUGAGCAAGUUGAUUGGCAUCAACGAGAAGGCUGCUUUCAACCAGGCCGAGGCUUUGAUCGAGCGGCUAGAACAAGAGAUUGAUGAGCUGAAGAAAAAGGAAUCCGGCCUCAAGCAGCUGUACAGCACUGAUGACCACAUCCACUUUUUGCAGAACUUCAACUACCUCUGCACCCCCACUGAUGACGGCUUCAUACCCAGAGUGACGGUGAACCCUGACUUCUCCUUCGGGGCCGUCAGGAAAGCUGUGGCCGUGAUCAAGGAACGCCUGGAGGAGUUUGGCAGAGAAGAGCUGCUUAAUAUCUCCAAGUCAGUGAAUGAGGUCCCGGUGUACACUACUACAGAAAGUCGAACAUUGGACAGAAGGAGCAGAGGCAAAGAAAUGACAGUGGACAACACUCCUCCAGAGCCAAAGAGCAGAACUGAUUUUGUGAAAUACUUCUGCCAGCUGAAACUGGACCCUAACACAGCCUACAAGGAGCUGUACAUCUCUGAAAGCAGCAGAAAAGUCAUCCGCACCAGGGACCUGCAGCCCUACGGGGACAACUCAGAGAGGUUCGACAGCUUUGCCCAGGUGCUGUGUCGGGAGGCCCUGUCCGGAGGCCGCUUUUACUGGGAGAUCGAGUGGAGCGGGGAGUUCUCCAUCGGAGUGGCCUACAGGAGCAUCAGCCGGAAGGGCAAAGGCUCACUGUGUCUGCUGGGCUACAACGAUAAAUCCUGGAGUCUCCUCUGCUCCGACACAGGUUACUCUGCCUGGCACAACCGGGUGGACAAAGCCAUCAACGCCCCCCACUCCCCCAGGAUAGGCGUGUACCUAGACCACACUGCGGGUGUGCUGGCUUUUUAUAGCAUAAGCAACACCAUGACCCUCCUGCACAGGUUUGAGACCACAUUUGUUGAGCCACUCUAUCCAGGCUUUGGAGUUGGAACCUCAGUCAAGAUCUGCAAUGUCAAGUGAGCCAAUAUUUGAGCUCUUAUUUGAGAAUCUGAAAAUAUUUUCCACGUGUUUUUCUUAAUAUACAGCAGUGCUUUUGGAAUAUAUAUUUUUGCAACCUUUUGAAACUGUACCAAACCACAUUAUUGAAGUUGCUUUUUUAACUCUACACAUCACUUAUUGCUUUUGGCCUUGUACUGUCAAAUGACAUUACUGAAAUAAAUAACUAUUACAUAAUCACACAAAUACAAUAUAAAUAAGUGUUAUCCCUUUUGGCAUCUGAUAAGAACUGAUGGAUAAUAUUAUAACAUGUCAGUAUGUAAUAAAUUAGUCUUACUGAGCUAAACCUGUAAAUGUUAUAUGUUCCCACUGAUAGUUGUACCAUCAUAUUUUUACACAACUAUUGCUUUAUGAACAUAUAUCAUAUCUCAAGUGAUGAUGUUAUUAUAAGUCAUAAUGAAUGUAACCUGAGGUACAUUUGCUUAUGAUAGGUCAUCACAUUCAUGGCCAAUAUUAUUGCAUAAAUUAAUUUAAAAUAUAUUGCACUCUUAUGAUCGGUAUGAGUAAUAUAAUAAUGUUCAUGUUGGUGCGUGAACAGGUAUUGUUAUGGUUUCAACACAUUUAGAAGAACAUUUCAUUGUCAUUUCAUUUUGCCAUGUUCCGAUAUUAUCUGAUCGUUGCCAUAUCAGUUGCUGAGAGUCCUUACAGUUUUUUUCACUUGAACUAACCCCUUAUUUAAUUUUAUGUAUGUUUACUUAUAUAAUGGACAGAGUAUAAUUGAUAUCAAAAGACUUGUUUUGUAACAAAAUUAUUCAUCAAUAGUUCAAAAUAAAGAGCUAAAUGAA